Talpa occidentalis (Iberian mole) is the source of this 2476-nucleotide messenger RNA. RefSeq names its product family with sequence similarity 228 member A (gene FAM228A). The record is from RefSeq and is a predicted model, not a curated record. NCBI's taxonomy places the organism in Eukaryota, Metazoa, Chordata, Mammalia, Eulipotyphla, Talpidae. The transcript is spliced from 7 exons. The coding region runs from base 77 to 1084 and encodes 335 amino acids.
CCGCGCAGCGGCCCCCCUUGCCGGCGCAGCCCCAGUCUCCCCAAAGUCCUCACCUCCCCGCAGAGGGCCGGCACCCAUGGCGGCCUCGCGAACGCCCCGCUGCGAGGGACGCGUCAAGGCGGAGAAAUGGAGAGAAUGGCCGGAGCCCGCGGAGGUUGACCUGAUGGAGGAAUUAGCUAGAGAAGACAUUGAUGAAGCUGUACACACGAUAUUAUUUAGAGAAAAUUAUGUUGUGAAGAAAUUGGAUACAUAUUUUCAGCAUCUGGAUAUUUUUAAGGAGAGACGAAAAGAGAUGUUACAUAAAAAAUGGACUGAAAAUGUUGCAGAGCCUCUUCAGCAGAAAAUUAUGGAAAAAGUAAUUUCAUACAGAAGGAUGGAAAAAAGGAAACAAGAAAACGUUGAAUAUUUUUUAAAGCACUCAAAAAAAAUGGUUACAGUCCUACCAUUUUGUGAUCCUCUGUUUAAAAGACAGCAAGAGAUGGAUAAAGAGAAGAGAGCCGCUUUACAGUAUGAGACAGGAAAGCACUAUACCUUAAAAGAAUUUCAAGAAAUGGAGAAGGCCAGGUUGGAUGCCAGAUUGCCCCAGUUCACAUUUACGCUGCAGAGUGUGAGUCCAAAGGAGUGGCACAAAGCUCCUGAGAGGCUGGCAAGACAGAAACCUCACAGCAAUAAGCACUGUCCUGAAAAGAUCUGCACAGAAAAGAAACACGCGCCUAAUAAAGAGAAACAAAUUACUGACUUAAGUCAAUCUGCUUUUGAAAGGCAGUUUUACUCCUCGAAGCUCAACAAAGGGAAUAAAAGGAAUAAAAAGAAGGUUCUGGUUUUAGGACAGCAAAGACCCAGAUCCUGGACUGCCGGGGAAGGUGGGUUCCGCCGGGGGUUGCCUCCCACGGAGAGAAGAGUGAUGACGGCAGAGGUCCUGGGGCAGCAUCUGGCCUCCCUGCAGCUGGGGGCCAAGCAGGACCGCAGGCGCCCCGCCUCCUCCUCGGAGGCCACAGCAGGAAAGCACGAUUCCCUGGAUUUGGUUCCAGCGUCGCUGCAACAGUUAAGAAAUCUCCCGCCUGUUUUCUCUCUUCAGAAAUGAAAGGAUAAAGCAAGAAAUAGCAAAAUAAUAAUCGUUACUGUUUAUCGAGCUCCUGGUGUGAAGUAGGACCCGUGUGAGGUAUUUUAUAUCCAUUUAAAACUUUUCACAGCAACAUAGAAUUAUCUCCCAGGACAUGAGGGCCAGAGGUGGGUGAACUGCUCAAGUCAGUUGCAGAACUUGAAAGUGGCAGCGUUUGACUUCAAGUCCUGGCCCUCCGGGGCCAAAGCACAGGUGCUUUGGCCAGGGCGCACCCUCUCUUCCCGUCCACUCAGGCCUUGUAAGGUUCGCCAAGCUGCCGAGGGCUGAGGUUCUCUUCCAGAGGAUGGAGCUGCCCUCUGGCCAGGGGGGCUUCCUGAGGCUGAGGAGCCCACAGGACCCUGCUGAUGUCCUGCCCUCUGCUCCCCCAUUCCCCACGGAUAUACGUGGUCUAAGGGCACCCCCCCACCCCCACAUGCCCUUCAGAAAAUCAGGCGAGAACUUGAUUUACUGAAGGGCCGAGCUUUGCUCCUAGUCACAGGCGGUGGCUGGAGUUGCUGGGGGCACCGCCAUUAAAUCACCCCUGGGGUUUGGUGGACGCUGGCCCACUGCAGGCUCCCCUGUCCUAAGUCUACAGAGAAUCCCGAUGUAUCCAGACAGGGGAAAUGGCGCCAGCCACAGCUCAUCCCAGUGCGGGUCCCCACAGACCCAGGACUAGUCCCAGGGAUUAUCCUGGAGCUAAUUCACAGGCAACCCCAGAACUGCUUUAAGCCCCCCUGUGUGGAGCUCUGGAGCCGGCAGGCGGAGGCAGCCCAUGAACACCAGCCCACGAUUGCCCCCCUAAACCCACACAAGACUCUCCUGAAACCCUUCAAAAGCCCAGCAGUCUGCUUUGCUCAGCAUGGCCGCGCCUGGCCGGCCACUCUCCCUUAACCUGGCACGCUCAGCUGUUUGCUUUCAGGUUCUGAGAGCGGCUCUUCCUUAGACCCUGGGGCCGGUGUGUUUUAACCAGUCAGCGCAGAGGAUUGAGAACCUGAAUGACUGAGUGAUGAACUUUGAAUAUUCUGAAUUGUGCUCUAGCCAAUCUUUGCCCAGUGCUUAUUUUCGGAGGAAGGGGGUUGGGGGGGCAGGCCUGUGCCUCAGCUCCCUGAGAAGUCUGGCAGCCAGAGCCAUUCCUUCCAAAGACUGGUCUCUUCCCUGCUGGGGAAACCCAGGGAUUUAGCGUACAGGACCUUAUUUUUAUCAGUGUUUCAGGACAAAGCUCAUACGUCACCACGCAGAGGCGGAAUCAGCGGUCCUGGUGUGGACGUGGCAUCGCGGGGACAGGGUGGGGAUGGUGCGCCUGGAGCUGGGCGGGUGCAGCCGCGCUGACGGGCACUGCUUGUGUGUUUUCUUUACUCCUAAGUUACCCCCCCC